Molecule: messenger RNA, 453 nt
Organism: Symbiodinium sp. CCMP2456
Lineage: Eukaryota; Dinophyceae; Suessiales; Symbiodiniaceae
Source: the annotation of a GenBank genome assembly
AUGCUGGACAAGCAGAUGGAGUUUCGGAGGUCCCAAGGAGAAAUCAGGACAGUGAAACUUCCCAGAGCCCACACAAACAUCGGGCCUUUUCCCGGCUGCAAGAGGAAUGCCCAGUUGUCACCUCGAAAGAGCGCCGCCGUGUGCUUCUUGGAGCAGCGUUUAUUAAGGGCAGACAGCGACAGCAAACUCCUGACCAUGCGCGACAGUCUUUAUGACGGUGUCAGCGGCACUGGCGAUGGCCGCCACAAGUACCUGAAAUUGAGGGCUAAGACGAGCAUCCAGUCACGGUACGGAGAUGAUCCUGCAACAACGUCGCAGGAGUACGGGUGGAGUCGCCCGACAGGUGAAUACCGAGCAUCGCCGUAUUGUCACAAGCCCGGUGUGGCGGAAGCCUUCAAUCGGCCGUGCGGGGCGAUCACGUACAAGGACUUGCCUCUCCAGUCGAAGCCUUGA